Zeugodacus cucurbitae (melon fly) is the source of this 725-nucleotide messenger RNA. Its product is annotated as thioredoxin, mitochondrial. NCBI's taxonomy places the organism in Eukaryota, Metazoa, Arthropoda, Insecta, Diptera, Tephritidae. The transcript has 2 exons. Gene Ontology annotation, molecular function: protein-disulfide reductase activity. Gene Ontology annotation, cellular component: cytoplasm. The record is from RefSeq and is a predicted model, not a curated record. The coding region runs from base 140 to 568 and encodes 142 amino acids.
UAUGUCAAAAUUGAUGAGAAUUUUUGUGUGUUAUUAGACAUUCGUUAAAAAUUCGUCGCAAUAAUUUUUUCCGGCAACAUAUAGCUAAAGCAUUUAGUUUCAAAAUUUUAAUUGUAAUAAAAACGUAAACGUUGUAGAAAUGUUCCUGAACAAAAUGAAUAAUGUCGUCGGUCAAUUGGCCAAGCCCGCGUUACGUGCACAGGCUCGUGCUAUAUGCACAACAAUAACAAAUCGGGAGAUCUUUCAGGUGCAAAGCGCCGAGGAUUUCGAUCAAAAAGUCAAGAAAAGUGACAAGCCAGUAAUAGUGGAUUUUUUCGCAACAUGGUGCAAUCCAUGCAAAAUGCUAACUCCACGCAUUGAAACUGUGGUGGGUGAGAAAGCCGGUGCUAUAAAAUUGGCCAAAGUAGACAUUGAUGAACACAGCGAAUUGGCGCUCGAUUACGACGUUGGUGCCGUGCCUGUUCUGCUGGUAAUGAAAGAGGGCAAAGUAGUGAAUCGUAUGGUCGGCUUACAGGACACAGAUAAGAUUCGCGCAUGGAUUGAUAAAGCUGUUGAGGAAGCCAAAUAAUUCAAUUAGAAGGUUUCUAUAAAAAUCAAAGAUUUAGAUUAUAAUUCAACAACAACAAAAUUGAUCUUUUUGAAAACAUUUAAUGCUUUAACUUUGUUCAACAAAAAUAAAUUAAAUUUGUUCUUGGAAUAAAAAAUUAUUUAAUAAUUGAUGAAAA